AUGAUUAAUUCAAGAUACUCAACUAAUACUUAUGAAGUUGUUCUUCGUCUUAAUGAUACAAAUCAAAAUCAAGUUCAACAUUUAACAUGGCAUUAUGAAAUGUUACAAAAUAGUGAUGAAGAAGAGAAAUCUAAAUUCGAACAAAUUUCUAUUAUUCCUAAACGAGAUGCUGAUCAAGAAUUAUUUCGUCUUUGUGUACCACAAUCUCGUUUUCUAUCUGAAUUAACAUGGAUUGAAGAAGAUAGUGAAAAAGAAUUAUUACCAUCAGAUAUCGUAGAAGUUCGUGUUCAUUGUGUUGGUAUUAAUUUUCGUGAUGUACUCAAAUCACGUAGUCUUUAUCCACAUACGCGUCCUUUUGCACAAUCUGAUGAAAAUCAACCAAAACUUGAUCGAGAUACAGAACCAGAUUCAGAUUUUGUUGGUACUAUUAUACGUGCAUGUCCUACAACAACUAAUUUUCAAGUUGGUGAUCAUGUUGUAGGUGUUACUGGUGAUGGUGCAUAUCAUUCUCAUAUUAUGAUUAAUUCACAACUUAUAAUACGUAUUCCAUCUGAUUCUCCUCUUACCGAUGAACAAUUAUGUGGUAUGCCAACUCCACUUUUAACAGUUAUCUAUUCUCUUAAAUAUCGUGUUCAUUUGCAAGCUGGUCAAACUGUUCUUAUUCAUGCUGCAACAGGUGCUGCAGGUCAAAUGUGUAUUCAAUAUUGUCAAUAUAUUGGUGCUCGUGUUAUUGCUACAGCUGGAACUGGAGAAAAACGAGAUUUUCUUCGUGAAUAUUAUGGUAUUGAACAUGUAUUUAAUAGUCGAGAUACUUCUUUCGUUAAUAAUAUACGUGAAAUUCUUCCACAAGGUGUUGAUGUUAUUGUUAAUUCAUUAUCAGGCAAUUUACUCAAAGAAUCAAUUAAAUUAUUAGAAUAUCACGAAGAAGCGAAUGAUUUAUUUGCUCAACGUAAAUUACGUGCUGUUGAACCAACAGUUAGUUAUGAACCAUCUCAAGUAAUAGAAGCAUUAUUAAGAUGUAAUAGUGGUCAAGUUAUGGUUGUAAGUGAUAAUACAAUGUUUCCAUCAGAAGUUUGUAAUCAAGGAACAAUUUUAAUAUCUGGUGGUUUUGGUGGUCUUGGUUUAACAAUGUCUCGAUGGAUGAUUGAACAACGAGGUGUUAAACAUAUUGCACUUAUGAGUCGUCGAACAUUAGUUCGACUUGAACAACCUUCAAAUCCACAAUAUGAUGAUUGGUUAAAAUUAAAACAAACAACAAAAGAAUAUAAUGCUCAUGUUGAUGUUGUUCAAGCAGAUGUAACAAAUUGUCAACAAGUUCAUGAUUUAAUUGAAAGAUUUCAAAAAACUUGUUCCCUCGACUGA
Adineta steineri is the source of this 1362-nucleotide messenger RNA. The record is from the annotation of a GenBank genome assembly. NCBI's taxonomy places the organism in Eukaryota, Metazoa, Rotifera, Eurotatoria, Adinetida, Adinetidae.